GGCGGCCCGUAACUAAGGAGAACUGCAUAUCUGGCAACCCGUAGCAGCAGUGGACAGCCCUCACGUCGGAUUUGACAGCGAUAUUGCCUUCAGCCAGUGUCUUAUAAACAUUGGGGAGGACGCAAUAACAAACACAGAAAUGGCAGUGAAUGUAUACUCUACGUCAGUAACAAUUGAGAACCUGAGCCGACAUGACAUGUUGGCAUGGGUAAACGACUCCCUCCAGCUCACCUACACCAAAAUAGAACAGUUAUGUUCAGGGGCGGCUUAUUGUCAGUUCAUGGACAUGUUGUUCCCAGGUUGUAUUCUUUUAAAGAAAGUGAAAUUUCAAGCCAAGCUGGAACAUGAAUAUAUACACAACUUCAAAGUACUGCAGGCAGCUUUCAAAAGGAUGAAUGUUGACAAAAUAAUACCCGUGGAAAAGUUAGUGAAAGGAAAAUUCCAGGACAACUUUGAAUUCAUCCAGUGGUUUAAAAAAUUCUUCGACGCCAACUAUGACGGAAAAGAAUAUGAUCCUGUGCAAGCCAGACAGGGGCAGGAUGUGGCACCUCCACCAAACCCAGGUGAACACUUUUCCCACAAACCCAAGAGAACUGGUCUCUCAGGGCCUCAGAGAACAUCGCCAACAGUACCCAAAAACAUGCCCAUUCCACAGAGGGUGAUCACCACCAUAAGGAAGAACCCUACACAUGCCAGAAAUGGGGGCAGUGAUGCUGAAAUCAUGGAGCUUAAUCAACAGUUGAUGGAGCUGAAGUUGACCGUAGAUGGUCUGGAGAAGGAGAGAGAUUUUUACUUCAGCAAACUUCGAGACAUUGAACUGAUCUGCCAAGAAAACGAGACUGAAAACAACCCAAUUAUCUCGAAGAUAGUGGACAUUUUGUAUGCCACAGAGGAUGGCUUUGCACCGCCAGAAGAUGAUGAAAUAGACGAGCAUGCCCACUUGGACCAGGACGAAUACUGAACAUCCCUAUUUAUGAGAUGACGUUGUGACCCGUCACCAUUUUCUCCGCCCACCAUCCUGAAUGACCCACCGCACGCUGUUAAUAUCCCCUCAAUUCCCGUCAACUCCAUGGGCUCACCAUACAAUAUAUACUCCACAUUUGUCUCCUACCACGCCGGUUUAUACACUACAUCUGUAUCAUCAAACAUCGCCACCCUUAUCCAGACAGUAGCACCAACACCACACACCUUUCCCAGCACAAGAAUGAAUAAAAGUAAAGGUACAGUAUCAAAGAGUGGGUAGCAAAACGGACUAAAAAAUGUAAAUAUUGUGAUGGGAAAGACAUUUUUGAAGAAAAAAAAGAAAA
Molecule: messenger RNA, 1307 nt
Organism: Paramisgurnus dabryanus
Lineage: Eukaryota; Metazoa; Chordata; Actinopteri; Cypriniformes; Cobitidae
Gene: mapre3a
Product: microtubule-associated protein, RP/EB family, member 3a
Molecular function (GO): microtubule binding
Source: RefSeq, a predicted model, not a curated record